Messenger RNA from Fusarium poae, 3087 nucleotides. RefSeq lists its product as uncharacterized. The transcript is spliced from 2 exons. Gene Ontology annotation, cellular component: nucleus. NCBI's taxonomy places the organism in Eukaryota, Fungi, Ascomycota, Sordariomycetes, Hypocreales, Nectriaceae. The record is from RefSeq and is a predicted model, not a curated record. The coding region runs from base 1 to 3087 and encodes 1028 amino acids. Gene Ontology annotation, molecular function: protein binding; zinc ion binding; sequence-specific DNA binding. Gene Ontology annotation, biological process: regulation of DNA-templated transcription.
AUGGAUGGCUUCUACUCCCCCCAUCAGCAACAGCAGCAGCAACAGCAACAACAGCAGCAGCAGCAGCAGCAACAACAACGCAUGCAGCCGAACCAGCCGAACCAGCCGAAUCACAUGCAACACAAUAUGAAUGACCCUUCCUACUUUCCAGGAGGGGAUUCCCUCGACGACAUUGUUCGCGAUAACCAAGACAAAUUAUACCGCCGGCAGAGCAUGCCCCAGGGUUUUGCUAACCACAUGGGCCAGUUUCAGAUGCCACAGCACCAGGAGCAACAUCAUCAAGUGCAAAGACGGAUGUCUGCUGUUGGUAAUGGCGAUAUAAUGACUUUUGGGACUGAUAACGGUGACCUUAACUCCUAUCAAUUCAACCAACCUAUGGGGCCAGGCUUCCCAACCAUCAAUACCUCUAUCGGUAUGGACCAAAUGGGCAAUUAUAUGGCAGCCGACCCUAACGAUUACUCGGCCAUCUCUCCUGAUAUGAUGAGCUCAAUGAUGCCCAAUACGUUUGCUAGUAUGAGCGUUGGGGCGCAGAUGGCGGGUAACGGCUCGCCCAUGAACCUCUACUCUCCAUCCAUCGGACAAUUUCCACAGGGUCAACUUACCCCUCAAGUUCAAGUCAGUAACGACUUCUCUAUGGAUCUAUCUCCCGACGGUAGUUCAAUGAGCAUGAAUCAAAGCAACCCUCCUCGACCGAAUUCGAUUCCGGCCCCUGCCAAUACAACUAUGGACACAAUAGAAGAACCGGGCGACAGCAUGAUGAAUAGCCAUCAGCCUUAUAAUAACGGAGAUAACAGCCAAAAUUUACCUUCUUUGUCUCGGCAGGUCUCAACCGCCUCUGGAUCUGUCGUUUCUCCUCCACAGCAACAGUCACACGGGACUGUGUCGACAACUGUUACCCAGCCCACCAGUGCAUCAGUCGCUACGACGCCAUCAACCGGCGAUGGUCCCAGAGAUUCAAAAGAAAAGACCAUAUACUCGAAGAGCGGGUUUGAUAUGCUCAAGGCUUUAUGGCUAGUUGCUACGCGCAAAAAUCCGCGGAUUCAACUCGGUGCCGUUGAUAUGUCGUGUGCUUUCGUUGUCUGCGAUGUUUCCAUGAACGAUUGCCCCAUUAUAUAUGUUUCCGACAACUUUCAGAACCUGACUGGUUACAGCCGCCACGAGAUUGUUGGACAAAAUUGCCGGUUCCUUCAAGCGCCUGAUGGUAAAGUCGAAGCGGGAUCCAAGCGCGAAUUCGUCGACGAUGGUGCCGUGUACAACUUGAAAAAGAUGGUUCAUGAGGGCAGAGAAGUCCAACAAAGCCUGAUCAAUUAUAGAAAGGGCGGAAAGCCGUUCUUGAAUCUUCUAACCAUGAUUCCCAUCCCCUGGGACACGGACGAAAUUAGAUAUUUUAUUGGCUUCCAGAUCGAUCUCGUGGAAUGUCCUGAUGCAAUCGCAUCUAAUCAAGAUCUAGGAGGUGUUAAAGUGAACUACAAACACAGCGACAUCGGUCAGUAUAUCUGGACACCACCACAAUCUAGCCAAUGGGAGCCUGAAAAUGGCCAGACCUUGGGCGUGGAUGAUGUUUCAACUCUACUGCAGCAAUUUAGUCCAAAGGGUUUGACAUCAGAUUGGCACAAGCAAUCCUGGGAUAAGAUGCUCCUCGAGAAUACCGACGACGUUGUCCAUGUCCUUUCACUGAAAGGCUUGUUUCUAUACCUCUCACCAUCGUGCAAAAAGGUUUUGGAAUACGAGGCCGCUGAUCUUGUUGGCAACUCACUCUCAACUGUCUGUCAUCCGUCCGAUAUUGUUCCCGUCACACGAGAAUUAAAGGAUACAACGACCGGGAACCCAGUGAAUAUCGUUUUCCGGAUACGGAGAAAACACAGCGGCUAUACGUGGUUCGAAAGCCACGGGUCACUCUUUGUCGAACAAGGGAAAGGCCGGAAGUGCAUCAUUCUGGUGGGUCGCAAGCGGCCAGUGUUCGCUUUAAGCCGCCGCAAUCUUGAAGCAAACGGAGGCAUUGGUGACAGUGAGUUGUGGACAAAGCUCUCGACAUCAGGUCUUUUCUUGUAUGUCUCUUCGAACAUCAGGUCACUGCUCGACCUUCAGCCCGAUAGCCUGGUCGGAACCAGUAUACAGGAUCUUAUGCGGAAAGAAUCGCGACCUGAAUUUGGACGAACGAUGGAAAAGGCAAGGCGCGGAAAAACCGUUACUUGCAAGCACGAGGUUCAGAAUCGCAGGGGCCAGGUGUUGCAGGCACAGACGACUCUAUACCCGGGCGACGCCUCCGAAGGCCAAAAGCCAUCAUUUUUGCUUGCUCAAACAAAAUUACUAAAGGCUUCGUCGCGCAACCUCGCACCUGCUAGCGCAUCUGGUUCCAGGUCAGUCGCUGCUACCCCGAGAUUAAACAACGGUAACGAAAGCCAUGCGACAGGCCAUGUCUCGCAGCCUGCCGGUGGCGCACUCGCACCAGGUACCCAAGAUGCAGCUCUGGCCUCAGAAGACAACAUUUUCGACGAAUUAAGAACCACUAAAUGCUCUAGUUGGCAAUUCGAGUUACGACAGAUGGAGAAGGUGAAUCGCAUAUUGGCCGAGGAACUCGGAGGUUUGCUUUCUAGCAAGAAGAAGCGUAAGAGAAGAAAGGGAGUUGGCAAUGUCGUUCGGGAUUGUGCAAACUGCCACACAAGGAAUACGCCAGAGUGGCGUCGAGGACCCAGUGGUCAGAGGGAUCUUUGUAACAGCUGUGGUCUCCGUUGGGCCAAACAGACUGGUCGAGUUUCCCCUCGUAAUUCUUCGCGUGGAGCCAACACUGUCAACGGCGAUUCUCGAAGCAAAAAGUCCAAUUCUCCCUCAUCGCCGUUGCAUAAAGAACUUUCGGCCGACAGUUCCAACGCACAGGCCGCUAAUGGCGAAAACGGCAUUAACCCGGCCCAGCUUUCGAAGCAGAAAAUCAUCAAUGGAACAGCGGCGCCCAGCGGCGCUCCUUCGGCAACUGGUGUCAAGACCUCAGCCGGAAUGCCGCCCUUGAGCCAUUCCUCAAUGUUGGGUGUUGGGCAACCUUCGUCAAUGGCUUCGAUCCGAGAAGAGCGUGAGACAAGCCAACCCUAA